Molecule: messenger RNA, 2122 nt
Organism: Perkinsus marinus ATCC 50983
Lineage: Eukaryota; Perkinsozoa; Perkinsida; Perkinsidae
Exons: 10
Coding region: 29-1870 (613 amino acids)
Biological process (GO): phospholipid catabolic process
Cellular component (GO): extracellular region
Molecular function (GO): glycerophospholipase activity
Source: RefSeq, a predicted model, not a curated record
CAAUUCGUGUUACAACAUCGGCUCACUAAUGCGACUCUGUCAUUCACUGGCGCCACUACUUCUUCUCUUACCACCAAGUGGAACGACGAUUGUUCCCGUCGAGGACUCCUCUAUAGCCGUGGUCUCGUUGAGGACCAACCAUCGGCCAGGAACGGGGGAUCAUCAUGAAUCCGACCUAUUCGUGGUUACACGGUGGGGUCUGGCAGAGCCCAAUGGACCACCUCAGUCUGAUGGGUUGGUCAAUGCCACUUGGAUGGACACGCAAGAAACGACAGGAACUGGACGUCUACUCAUUGAUACUAGCUAUCAUCAAGGAGCAACGGAUCGGGAUUACUUCUAUGCCAUGGGCCUCGCUGAAGGGUAUCUCACUUCUCGACGGGUGAUACAGCAUAUGUACAAUUUGAUGUGGUCCAAGCCACGGAGGGAUCCCAGGGUUUACACUUUUUUGAAUUCGCAGUACAUAUUCAUGCGAGAGCAGGCCUCUGAGAAGCAAUCAGAUGAUCCCUUCUGGUUUAAUGUAUGGAUGCAGUUGGCUAGGUUGGAUGGCAUGAUGGAAGGUCUAGUGCUUCGACAGGAGCAUGCUAUACGAGACAAGGAACCUGGCUAUGAGUCAUGGGCCUAUAUGCCGGUUACUUUUUUAUCGCUCUAUGAGCUCAAUUCCAACUCGGAGAUAGGGGAGAUCGAGUCCGCUGUGACUACCACAGAGGUACCCGAGCAGGACCCGCUGAGGAUCUCGAGACACCCUAUGGCUGAGGAGACUAAAUGCAGUGCAUUAAUUAAACUAACGCACGACGAUCUUAUCGUAUCACACAACACGUGGACUACCUAUACGGAGAUGCUACGGGUCUACAAGUCAUUCUCCUUCCCUCACAUACAGCAUUCCUCUAUCAGAAGUCAACAGCUCUCUAUGAGCAGCUACCCGGGGUACAUCAGUUCAACGGACGACUGGGUUAUUGUAAUAGGACUGGCUAUAACAGAGACGACAACUGAGUCGAUGUCCGUGAAGCUCCUAGUAGAUAAAGUCCGACCAUUGAGUGUGACUACUGUCAUUCGGAGUGUUGUUGCUACCCUCAUGGCUACCGGUGGUCGAGAUUGGUACAGUACAUUCUCGCGUCACAAUAGUGGUACGUAUAAUAACCAAUGGAUGGUGGUGGAUUUCAAGCCAUUCCGUCGAUGGAACCACAAGGGUAGAGUGGGGCCGAUGGCAAGUGGUACCUUCUGGCUCAUCGAGCAAAUGCCUGGUCUUAUCGUGGCCAAGGACAUGACAGCUAAGCUCGAAAAUAAGGGGUAUUGGGCUAGUUACAAUAGGCCCUACUUCAAGGACAUACAGGAUGCUGGUGGUUACACGCGAGCGGCAGCAAAACAUGGCCAAUGGUACAAGUACAACGAUUGUCCUAGGGCUAGACUAUUCCGAGAAUGGCAAGGGAUGGUUAAUGAUACUGAUAGUAUGAUGAGGAUUAUGACCUCUAAUUACUGGAAGACCGACCCUCUCUCUGAGAACUGUCCCAAGAACGCUAUCGCUGGCAGGUAUGAUAUACCAUAUGAGCCUCGGAAUGAUAGUGACUACCAAGCAUGUGGUCCAGUGAAGGCAUAUGGAUGUAUUGACUGCAAGGUCACUAGUUCCUCUCUACUCUUAGAGGAUAGGGUCCUCAUGGUCAGCGCUCCUGCCUUUGGUCAAGGGACUGACCCCUUCCAAUGGAGCAAGUAUAUCGGAAAGCCUGUUGCCCACUGGGGCAUGCCAGACCGCUGGCAAUUUCCCUGGCUUGUGUAUUCGGGUAAUCAAGCCGCUGGGCUCGAGUAUAGCAUAGGGAAGACUGCUGCUAGCCCUGAAGAGGUAUUGGCGAGUGAUGACAAUCCUAUAGGAAUGUGAGAGAAGUUUUUUCAAGAUCUGAUAAUAUUACAAUUCUGGAAUAUGAACCGCAAGCUUUUGCUCGCUUCGAGCAUACACCGGUAUUCCGUCAGUGAGCUACCAUAAUGUGGUACGCGGCAUAACAGUAUUGAUAGAGGAAACGUUGAACUGUCUCGUAGACUACUGCUUGUAUAGCAGUCAAUUGAUUGGCUUCUCCUCAUUGUGACUAGUAGUAGUGUUGCCUCUCCGUGAUAUCCCUCCUGUGGAGCUCUA